AUGGUUUCGAACUCGAAAGUUUUGUCUACCGGAGAUGUUAUCAUUUGUGGCUAUUUGAUGAAAAGCAGACGUAUUGAAUUGUUGCGUAAACUCCUGUGGAAUCUCCACUGUAUGAAACAUUCGUCAGAAUCCAGUGUUCUAGACUGGAAAAGAAGAUACUUCAUUCUAUACAAAGUUCAUAGUCAAAAUAAAACUGAAAUAUUUUUUGAUUAUUACAAAGAUGAAACUGUGACAAAAUUCAAGGGUCGUGUUGAUUUAGAACAUUGUGAAUGUAUUAUUGAAAAUGUGAAUAUCGGUCAACCAUGUGCAUUUUCAAUUUCAACAUUAUUUAAUGGAAAUAAACGAAUUUAUUAUUUUAUAGCAGCAAAUAAUAAAAUUAUGUCUGAUUGGGUGCGUCAUUUAGCUCAUGUCGCUGAAUUAGUUGAUGUUUCUACUACAAAUGUCACUUCCAAUCAAAGAACUGUUGUUGAAAAUAUUAACAGCAACCGAAGUGCUGGUGGUGUUUGUAAUGAACUGCCUUUAUUUCAGAGACCCUCCAAAAUUCCUCCAGAUAAUAAUGCUAAUGUUAAUUAUAAUGAUAAUGGCGUACAUUCCAGGAAUUCGAAUGGUGGAGAUAUAGGGACUAAGUCCCCUAAUAAUCAGCAUCAAUCAUUGAGCAAUAAUCAUGUGAAGAGAGAUAAUGAUAAUGGUGAAGAUGAUUACAAAGAGGUUAUCGGUGGAGUUGAUUACUUAUUGUCUGGUUCUGAAUUAUUAUUAGACGAUUAUCAUCAUCUUCCGGAUUCACGUCACUCUUAUGUAAAUCUAACUAAUGCUGUGGUAACAGAGAAAGAAUUCAAUAUAAAUUAUUCUUCAUUGCCUAGAAUAGAUCAAAUGAAACAAACCACCAGUGAUAUUACAUGCAAAUUAUCAAAUGAAAACAUUAAUAAUCAGAAGAACAAAUGUCAUCACGUAAACGAUUUUACUAGUUCUCCUUCCAGAAACUCUCUAAAGAAGCGAAAUUCUUCUAACAGUGUCUACUAUAAUGUCUGGGAUUCUGAAGAUGGGUCUAAAGUUACUACUACUACUACUACUACUACUAACAAUACUACUGCUAUCACAACUGAUUCGAUUGUUGAUUCAGAAAUUUAUUUAAAACGCAAUAAUCAAAUUACACAGAAUACAAGAAUUUAUCGUAAAAGUCAUUGUGCACCAGGAAGUAGUAGUACACUAUCAAAUUCUCCACUUCUUCAUCCAUCAUUUGAUCAAAAAUCUAAUCGUCAAUGUUUACUAAUAAAAACAGGGGCAGGGACAAAAACAAAUCGUAAACCUGCACCACCACCACGUAUGUCACCUUUGAAAUCAUCGUCUUUUACAUUACCAUCUACAUUUACAAAUUCAAUUAACGUUUUGUCUGGAUUAAAUUUAGAAUCACCAUUACCAGUUCGUGCAAAAGGAUCGGAUAUGUCUGUAGAUAGUAGUUUAAAUAGUAGUAGUACUUGUAGUGAUGUUAAUAUCUCCAUCCUCAACGACACAACUCAUGAAAAUGCUGAUGAUGGUCGCUGUAAAAAUGAGUUUAAUAAUAAUAAUGGUGAUAAUCUGGAUCGAAAUCACAAUAUGAUAGAUAAGGAGAUCAACGAAGACAAUAAAGAGAAUAGAAUACAAUCAGUAGAUCAUCAUUGUAACAUAAAUGUAAUCGAUAAAAAUCAACCAAACUCCAGUAAUAAUCUUACAAAAUCUGGAAUUUCUGUUAAUAAAAUAUCACAUUUAAAUUAUAUUGAACCAUAUAAUUUGGAUUUACGUACUGUUCAAUGCCCAAAGGAACACAAUAAUGGUGUUGAUGCUGGCGGUAAUUUGUUGUCAUCUCGUGUAACUACACUGACAACAACAUCAGUAUUAAAAACUGGAUCAGCUUUUCCUAUCUUAGCAACAACAAUAACAACAACAGUAAAUUCUGAUAUUUCAUCCAAUGUUACAGGUUCAUCUAAUACUGCUAUAACAUCUGUUUGUUCGAAUUUAUUUAAUAAACAGUUAUCAACAAAUGGUUUACAACAAACGGUAAUUAUGUCUUUGAUGCAUCCUCAUUCUUUGUCUUCUUCUUGUUCUACCACUACUACAACUUUUACUAACAUCAAUCCUCUACUAUCUUCUCAGUCGGAUUCAUCUGUAUUCCUAAAAUCAAAUAAAAUUUUAAUGUCUUGUAAUGGUACUAAUAAUAUGACUACUACUGCUGCUACUGCUACUAGUAGUGCUAAUCAACUAGAUGAUGAACAUAUUGAAUAUCGUGAAAUUGAUCCAAUCAGUACAAAUGCUUUAGCUAUUGUCAAAGAACGAUUUGGCUAA
Schistosoma curassoni is the source of this 2319-nucleotide messenger RNA. The record is from the annotation of a GenBank genome assembly. Lineage: Eukaryota; Metazoa; Platyhelminthes; Trematoda; Strigeidida; Schistosomatidae.